UUAUGACAGACCAAUCUGACAGAUAACGCAUUACUCAUAUUGGUCUAAAGUUCACAGUCUAGUGAGGUCCACAGUGACAGGGACACGCUGGCAUUCAGAGGCUCCACUGGUUCCACAGGAAUACGUCUACAACUGUGUGUGAGUGUGAAAAAGAGAGAGGAGAGAUGGACAUCCUGGACACAGACGCUUAUGACCGCAGACAACGCAGGAGCACGUCUUGUAUUCUCUUUCUCUACCUCCUCCCUUUCUUUGCUUCAACAGCGGUGUAUUUCUACCUGUGGAUACCAGAAUCCACCCCCUCUCCCCUGGCUGCAGGUGUAAAGUCCGCCCCUGUGCUCUCAUUGGCUCUUCUGGUGCUAAGUUACAAUGGGGGGUGGAGCCUGCUGGGUGUGGCUGGAGGGUUGGUCCUAUCGGCAUGUGGAGACGCCUGUCUUAUCUGGAAAGAACAUUUUCUUCAUGGGAUGGCCUGCUUUGCUCUGGCCCACAUACUCUACUCUCUGUCCUUCCUCUCCUGGCGUUACUCCUCCUCCUCCUCCUCCUCCUGGCUGUACGUGCUGUACCUCCUGCUGUGGGGGGUGAGUGGUGGGACAUUCUUCUACCUGCUGCCAUUCCUCCGCUCCUCCCAGGACCCUGACAUCUACGUGCCAGCCAUCGGGGCUUACACGCUGCUCAUCACCGUCAUGGCAACCCUGGCGUUGCGGACGCGCCGUACACUGGUCAUGCUGGGAGGGCUGACCUUCGUGAUCUCUGACCUCACCAUCGCGCUUCAGAUGUUCAAGGUCAUUGAGACACUGGAUUACAAUCGACACAUCAUCAUGACAACGUACUACCUGGCACAGCUACUGAUCGCUGUGGGUGAUGUGAAGACCACACUGACACCGGAAGCAGAUGACUUAGUCAAAAGGAAGAGGUUGUAGGGUCAGAUCUGAGUCAGAUAUACAGCCUCAGACCUGUGAGAAGACCUUUUCAUCUUCAAAUGUUUGUGUUGGGGAAAUCCUGUACCCAUGAUGUGCAGGUCCCAGGACUAAGACAUCUGUAUUAUUGAAACGUUUUCAUGUUUUCAUGGUUGUAGCUGUUGAAGGUUUACAGUUGCUGCUUCCUUCCAGGACGUAGGAUCGCCCUGGAACGGUGGCAUGGCAGGCGUUACGUGUGUGUCUGACAUAAGCAUCCCAUCUGCUCCUAAUAAAGAUGGAAUUUGCCCAUUCAAGCUUUUUCCAGCUUACUUUUUCUUAGUCCAGUAUGUACAAUCUUACGGUAUUAUUAUUCAGAAUUGUUCUGUUUCAUUAUUUAGGGCGUUUUCACACUACAGCGUUUUUCAGGGCCUGUCUGCUGUGCUCUGACUCACGUACUGUUCUCUCUGUCUUACUCCACAAGUUUGAUACAUUUUGUCAAGUGUGAAAGCAGUUUUCGGACCCAGGAGCAGGUCGGGGCAGCGAUGUCUGGUCCAUCUGACAGUGCUGGUCUGGGGUUCUGGUGCAGUCCAAGCCAGUGUGGAUGCUCUCUGCUCCCAGUGCCACAUGUGGGGUUGUGUGUUUGGUUCAUUUUGUCACGUGACUGCUUCCACUUAUUGCAUUACUUCCCUUUUCAAGUGUAUUUUCUGAGUAAAUAAAUGCUUACUUUUCAGAAAACUUUUAAAAUCCAAAUGAGGUACCCAAACGUUUUGCACAGCCCUGUAGAGUGUACAUUAUAAGGUAAAACCAGAUUGUGUAUGGAUCCUUCUUUUUAGCAGGAGCUCCUGCAUAGUGAAAUUCCACGCAUCCUGAAAACACUGUUCCUCUCCGCCCGAGUGUUUUUAUCCAAGCAAAUAGACGAAGUGAUGUACGGAAUAAAGUAAUCAAUCCACGGUUCAGACUGAGUUCUUUAUGUGUGAAGGCAAACCACUGCUAACGAGCCCCUCCCCCAGACGAGCCCAAAACCGGUCCUGGGUGCGGACUCAUUCCGGACGGAUGUGAAGUGCCCGUGGUGUUCCUGUAAAACCCUGUGGUUCCGUCUUGGUCACAGUACAGCAGGUUUUCAGCCAUGAAGAAGAAAUUCUUCAUUUUCAUACUGUUCAUUAUAACACUGAGUGUUCCGGGUG
This is a messenger RNA of Electrophorus electricus (electric eel), 2077 nucleotides long. RefSeq names its product transmembrane protein 86B. Gene Ontology annotation, cellular component: membrane. Lineage: Eukaryota; Metazoa; Chordata; Actinopteri; Gymnotiformes; Gymnotidae. Gene Ontology annotation, molecular function: hydrolase activity. The record is from RefSeq and is a predicted model, not a curated record.